GGUAUUUUGCAGCGAUUCUGUCGUGUGAGAAGCCAUGGCAAAGCUUAAGCGGAGACUUCUGCGGAGCUCAUAUGUUUCGCAGUGGAUCGCAUGGCUGCUCGUAUGUCUUUGGCUGCUAAGUCCUGACCGAUCCAUGGAUAGCCAGGAGGUUGGCUUCUCGCUGCCAAAGCAACAGCGAAGGGCCAAGGUGGUGGUUACUGAUGUGGACGGUACCUUGAUGAAUUUGGCCCAUGCUCUACCAGAUGCGCAUCGCGAGGCACUUCGCGAGUGUGUUCGCCAGGGCAUUCCGGUGGUCUUUGCGACUGGAAAGCAUCGUGGCCCUUGGGUUCAGCGACUUCUCUCGCAGGUGGUUGACACCGAGAUUCAAGCCCUGUCCCCAUGGACUUUGAAUGCGCCUGGAGUCUUUGUGCAGGGCCUUCGCGUCUGCGACGCUGACGGUCAGGUCGUAAGCUCCACAUUGUUGGAGCGGAAGAUAGCCAAGGUCUGCAGUGAUUUGGCGCAGAAGAAUGGCUGGACUCUGUUGGCCUACACUGACACAGAUGAAAUUUGGAGUAAUCAACCUGAUCGUGACCAUCUCUGGCAAGAAGCUCUAGGCGAGCCACCAUUGAUGGUUAAAAGCCUGGAUGACUCCAUUGGUGUUCACAAGUUGAUCUUCCUUGGGCGGCCAGAGGAUGAGCAGGAUUUGCGACGGUCAAUUGAAUCAAAAGUGGGUGAGGAGGCCUCCAUCACAGUAGCAAUUGCUGGGAUGGUUGAAGUUCUGCCAAAGGGCACGUCAAAAGCGAAGGGAGUGAGGCUUGCUUUGGAAGUCUUAGAUGUGGACCCAAGCGAAGUUCUAGCUUUGGGCGACGGCGAAAAUGAUGUCGAGAUGAUGGAAUUGAUUCGUGAGACCAUUGAACCCGAAGAAUAUCUAGCUGCACCUCUGCUGCUCUUUGUCAUCCUCCUGGGUGCAAUUCUUGGAUCUGUCAGCGCUGAAGGAGAUGAAAUUGCAGGCCAUUGGAUGUGGGCGUCAAUCUUCGGUUUCUUGGCCGCGAUCUCAAGAGCAACCUGUUCCCUGCAGCAACGGAAUUCCUGCAGCCAAAUGCACCAUGUCGUGAUGCUGACGUAUUCUGGAACCAUAGGCCUUAUCAUGUUUGGUCCCAUUGCGGCUGCUUAUCCUCAACAUGCCCGCGCGAUGUUGUCCUUGGACAUGACGAACUUUGCGCCUCUGGUGCUGUUUGGUGUGCUGAGCCUUUCUUUUACCUUGGGCGUGCUUAAGGCAGCCAACAGUGUUUGGGGCACCAUGUCAGAAUCCACCUACACAUUGGUGGCAGGUUUGUCGCUUUGCCUUCAAUUUGUUGCUGAUCUCACCUUCUUCCCAGUCACUUGGGCACGCUUCACACAAUCCAGUGUAGCGCUGGCGGCAUCUUGCAUGAUCUUCUCAUAUGCCGUGUCCUACAAGCAAGUGAUCCGUGCUGAACAAUGCUUCUCCACCGCGUAUAGUCUCUUUGAGCCUCGGAACUUUCAAGGAUGACAUGAGUGGGAGCUAUUUAGCAGGAGAUACCAUGAGAUCGAAGAAUAUAAGAAUGACAGAUUGAUGCGAAACCAUGAAAUUGGGUGUAGAUAUAUCAGAUGAAAUCAGGAGGCGUGGAGCCAAUGAGCUUCAUGCAUCCGCACCUUGCCGGCUUUCACCUAGAUGAUUCCGCUGUCAAAAAAAC
Molecule: messenger RNA, 1694 nt
Organism: Cladocopium goreaui
Lineage: Eukaryota; Dinophyceae; Suessiales; Symbiodiniaceae
Source: the annotation of a GenBank genome assembly